AUGGACACCCUCUUCGUGCUCGGCCACGAGUCCCGGCUGCGCAUCCUCCAGCAGGCAGCGUCGCGCGUCCCCGGCUGCGCCUACCUCUGCGCCUGGGCCGCCGUCCCUGCCCAGCCCCUCCACCAAGCUUCGUCUUCUUCUUCCUCUACCUCGGCUGCUGCUGCCACCAGCGCCCGCCUGCUGCUGUGCUGCCUCGACGCAUGGCUCUGCGACGGCGGUGACCGGCGGCCCAGCCUCGGUGACGACGACGCCCGCCGCCUGCGCGCUCUCUUCGACGCCUACCGGGGCUCGCUCUGCACACCCAUCGCCGGGUGCGUGCCGGGGUGGGCGUACAAGGACGGCCGCUCGUACAUGGAGCUGCCGGCGCACGACCUCACAACCUCAGCAUCGCUGCCAAUGCAGCAGCAGUUCUAUCAGGAAGCUGGCAUCAAGAUGGCGGCGUUCAUGGGAUGCGAGAGUGGCGAGAUCGAGAUCGGCAUGUCGACGGCGGCAAGUAGCGGCGGAUCGCCGAUGAGCCUGGAAUCCACCUUGCAUCAGGUGUUCUCGGAGGACUUCUUCCAGCAGUCGCUGCUCGAGGAGCUGCUCCAGCUGCCACCCACGCGGCCAUCGUCGCCGUCGUCCUCUGUGCCGUCCGUCUCCGUGGGCAGCCCGCCUGCGGCCGAUGUGAUCUCGACGUCGCUCCAACGCACGGUGGCCGUGACGCCGGCGCCGUCCUCCGUAGGGCGACAUCAGGCGCCGCCGCCAGUGGCACGGCCGCCUCCUCCGCCCCACCCGCGCCCGCCGCCUCUCCCCUUCGUCCGGCACGGCGGCCCCGGCCACGUCUGUUUCCCGAGCGCCGAAGCCGACGACGCCGCGAUGGCGCAGGCCAUGCUCGACGUCAUCUCCGCCUCGUCUUCCUCGGCGCUGCCGACUCCGCCGUCCACGGCACCGCCGCCUCCUCCGGGAAACCACCACCGCGCGCGGCGGCGAUGGACGGCGGCGACGGCGUUCCGGGCGUACAACGCGGCGCUGGCGCCCAGGACGCCGUGGCGGCCGCCCGGCGCGCCAGCAGGGCAGCGCAUGAUCAAGAUGGGCAUCUCCAUCCUGAGGAGGAUGCACAUGCUCAGGUUCAGCCGGGAGCGCACCGCUGGUGGCACCACGACCACGACGAUGGUGCAGCGGGGCCAGGAGGGAGACGAUGACCCGUCGUCGCCGGCGGUGCCAUCGAGCAGCCAGCUCAACCAUAUGAUAUCAGAGCGGCGGCGCCGGGAGAGGCUCAACGAGAGCUUCGAGGCGCUUAGAGGCUUGCUCCCGCCGGGAUCAAAGAAAGACAAGGCUACCGUGCUGGCCAAGACGCUGGACUACAUGAACAUUCUGGUAGCCCAAAUAGCCGACCUGGAGGCGAGGAACCGGAGCCUGGAGAGCCGAGCUCACCACCACCACCAUCGCCACGCCAAUGGCGGCUCGUCGUCGUUGGAGCAACGGGUAGUGGUUCUGCAGCAGGGCCUGAUGAGCGGCACCGGCACGUCGUCGUCGGAGAGGGUGCAGGUCCACGUGACCACCGCCGGCGACGACAGCGGCGCGUCGACCUCGUCUUCGCCAGCAGCAGGCCGCCGGGAGGUGGUGACCGUGCGUGUGCACGCGCGGGCGGCGCAGGGCGACGUGGCGGAGCUGGUGGCCCGCGCGCUGGCCGUCAUCAAGGACAUGGGGUGCUUCACGGUGGUGGCCGUCGACGCUGCCGGCCGGCCCAGCGACGCCGGCGGUGGUAGUCAUGUUGCUGAGGCCACCUUCACGCUGCGAGCAACGGCGGGCGAGUUCGAUGCGGCGUCGCUGAGGGAGGCUGUGGUCAAAGCUGCCGAGGAUUCCGCGACACCACCGUCGAACGAUUCGUAG
Messenger RNA from Sorghum bicolor (sorghum), 1872 nucleotides. RefSeq names its product putative transcription factor bHLH041. The coding region runs from base 1 to 1872 and encodes 623 amino acids. NCBI's taxonomy places the organism in Eukaryota, Viridiplantae, Streptophyta, Magnoliopsida, Poales, Poaceae. The transcript is spliced from 7 exons. Gene Ontology annotation, molecular function: protein dimerization activity. The record is from RefSeq and is a predicted model, not a curated record.